Molecule: messenger RNA, 888 nt
Organism: Striga hermonthica
Lineage: Eukaryota; Viridiplantae; Streptophyta; Magnoliopsida; Lamiales; Orobanchaceae
Source: the annotation of a GenBank genome assembly
AUGGAUGAGAAGCUCCUCUUCUUUGCACAACAGGCACAACGCCGGCGUGGGAAAGCUGGGAGGGCCAAGAAUGUGAUAUUUUCCGAGGAUAGAGGCCGCUAUAUCAAGCCUAUGCUUCCCAAGGGUCCUGUAAAGAGGUUGGCCAUUGACGCUACCCUUAGAGCAGCCGCACCAUAUCAGAAGUUGCGCCGAGAAAAAGAUACUCAAAAGACCAGAAAAGUCUUUGUGGAAAAGACGGACAUGCGAGCUAAAAGAAUGGCUCGAAAAGCAGGAGCCCUGGUUAUAUUUGUCGUUGAUGCAAGUGGAAGUAUGGCACUGAACAGAAUGCAAAAUGCAAAGGGAGCAGCUCUAAAAUUACUCGCCGACAGUUAUACCAGCAGAGAUCAGGUAUGCAUCAUACCCUUCCGUGGGGAUGCAGCAGAGGUUCUCUUGCCUCCAUCAAGGUCGAUUUCCAUGGCAAGAAAACGUCUCGAGAGGCUUCCAUGUGGUGGUGGUUCUCCUCUUGCUCAUGGCCUUACCACGGCCGUUCGAGUUGGAAUGAAUGCCGAGAAAAGUGGUGAUGUUGGGCGUAUAAUGAUUGUUGCAAUAACUGACGGCAGGGCAAAUAUAUCUCUAAAGAGAUCUACAGAUCCUGAAGCUGCGGCUUCUGAUGCCCCUAAACCUUCUGCUCAAGAAUUGAAGGAUGAAAUUCUUGAGGUUGCCGGGAAAAUAUAUAAAGCAGGGAUGUCGCUGCUUGUCAUUGACACUGAAAAUAAGUUCGUCUCAACCGGUUUUGCUAAGGAGAUAGCUCGAGUUGCCCAAGGGAAAUAUUAUUAUCUUCCAAAUGCUUCGGAUGCUGUAAUCUCAUCCACGACUCGGGAAGCAUUGUCGGAUUUGAAGAACUCGUAA